Symbiodinium natans is the source of this 948-nucleotide messenger RNA. NCBI's taxonomy places the organism in Eukaryota, Dinophyceae, Suessiales, Symbiodiniaceae. The record is from the annotation of a GenBank genome assembly.
AUGGUCACUCGACGUGGCAUGCACUGGGCUUUCUUAAUCAUAUUUGGUUCAAGCGUUCUAGUUUGCUCCGUAGCAUCUUUGUGCCACCACAGGUGGCCGGUGCUGGUUGUAUUUGCCAUGGCCAUGGAGCUUGAGUAUCGAAACACAUUCAUCGACGUGAAGGAGGAGUUCGAGGACAUGGCGGGCAGCUCCAGCAAGGCCCGUGCGCAGAGCUCGCCGCCGGGGCGCGUGCGCCGCAUCAGCUUCAGCCUGGAGGCUGCCAGCGAGGAGGACGCCAUGCGCAGCUACGUGGGCACCCUCUCCCAGAAGACCGCGGACCUGACGAAGAAGCUCCAGGAGGACCAGACGCCCACAACAGCAUGCGGCUCCAGCCCUACCAGCCCAAUGAGCUGGGAUGACAGCCCUGGCAGCCAAGUGGGCGUGGAGCAUGUACCCGUCUUGGCGGAGUUCUUCCCGCUGCUGCCCAGCCAGGGCAGCCUUGGGCACCCGGAGGUGUGUCGGCGCCCCUGCAUCUACUUCAUCGCCGGGCACUGCGAGAACGGCCGUGCAUGCGCCUACUGCCACAUGGAGCACACGGAGAAGACGCCCAAGCUCGACAAGAGGCAGCGCACGAUCAUCCAAGGCCUCACCCGGCCGCAGUUGCUUGAGCUGGUGAUGCACUUCUGCCGAAGCAAAGCCGAGCAGGCGGGAUUCCUCGAAGAGGCCAGGGAGAUUCUGGGGCUGCUGGCCCAGGAGUCCGCCGGUGCGCGGCCUUUGGCCCAGGUCGUGGCGGACCGCGACCUCCGCAACCUCCACAAGACGCUCGCGCGCAUGAACUUCUCCAACUUGAUCGGCCUGGUGACGCACCAGUCCCCCAACCGCGGGGGGAACGCCACGCCGAGCGCCGACCUCCUGGCCGCGUCCCUGGAGCAACUCCGCCGGCACUUCCUGCCGACAGUGAACGCGUGA